AUGGGUCGUGGACGGCAGUUUAUACGUUGUUUUUCCAGUAAUAGUCCACUUGGAAGAGCCGGAUACUCAUCAGUCGAGCCGGUGCAUCAUUUAGUCAAGAUCAAUAAAGCUGCUUUAAAGCCAAAGUAUCAGUUUCAUUUACUUCCAAAAGACGAUAUUGAAUCAGUUGGAUACAAGCCUACCGAAAUAUGUCAAGAUAGAGUGCAGGAGUACUAUGAGAAUGUUGUGAAACCAAAUCUUAUGUUGAAUUUUUACGAACAUGGAGCCAAAACCAUUGAAGGUAAUAAGAAAAGAUCUUGGGGGGUUGAUUCUCCAUAUAAAUUAUAUCGUGGGUUAAGAAAACAAAAGGGGUUAGGUCGUCAAACCAGAGACAUCCAUCCAAUCAAAUCAAGCAAUAUACCCGAGAUCAGUGGAGUCACUAUCAAUGCUUAUAAUAAAGCUGCAUUGGAAGAAGACUGGAUAAAUAUCUCCAAUAGAUUACAAAUUGCCCAAAUCACUAAUGUCAAGCCAAAAGUUACUUAUAGUAAGUCCAAUGUUAUACAAUGGAAGGUUAGAAAGGGGAAAGUCUGUGGGUGUAAAGUUGAAUUAACUGGUAGAGAUAUGACUCAAUUUUUAAGUACUCUAACUGAGUUGGUUUUACCAAGAAUGAAAAAUUUCGAAGGUUUAAUGAAUACAUCUGGUGAUUCAACUGGUAAUGUCUCAUUUGGAUUGACUCCUGAUGAUGUUAAAUUCUUCCCAGAAAUUGAAAAUUUCCAAGAAUUAUAUCCAAAUUUAUUUGGGUUUAAUGUAACAAUUAAAACUACAGCUAGAACUGACGAACAAGCUAAAACCCUUAUUAGCGCAUUUGGUUUCCCAUUCACUGAUAAAGUUAGAAAUAUCUCAUCCUAUUAA
Messenger RNA from Hyphopichia burtonii NRRL Y-1933, 891 nucleotides. RefSeq names its product mitochondrial 54S ribosomal protein uL5m. Lineage: Eukaryota; Fungi; Ascomycota; Pichiomycetes; Serinales; Debaryomycetaceae. Gene Ontology annotation, cellular component: ribosome; cytosolic large ribosomal subunit. The transcript is spliced from 2 exons. Bases 1 to 891 code for a protein of 296 amino acids. Gene Ontology annotation, molecular function: RNA binding; structural constituent of ribosome. Gene Ontology annotation, biological process: translation. The record is from RefSeq and is a predicted model, not a curated record.